Messenger RNA from Carya illinoinensis, 1550 nucleotides. Its product is annotated as F-box protein At5g49610-like. The record is from RefSeq and is a predicted model, not a curated record. Gene Ontology annotation, molecular function: protein binding. The coding region runs from base 382 to 1533 and encodes 383 amino acids. NCBI's taxonomy places the organism in Eukaryota, Viridiplantae, Streptophyta, Magnoliopsida, Fagales, Juglandaceae. The transcript has a single exon.
UGCGAUUACUGAAAGAAUCCUAGUCCUUUCAGAGAUCUAUUAAUUGUAAGUUAACUUAUAAAAGUGAAGUCUUUAAUUUAUUUAGAUAGGAAAGAAAAAGAAUUUUGUUGAAUCAAGUCAGUGAUCGUCAAUUAUAUAAAUUCUCUACUUCCAUAUAAGGAAUUGGUUCCACGGCCGGCCUAGAUAUAUCCACACCAAUAAUUUCCCAGGACGGUACCAUUCCAUAUUUACCAAGUAGAGAGCUCGAGGGAAGAACAGGGACACAUAACACGAUCUACAGUCGCAUAGACAAAACCACGGUUUGUGAUCUCCUUGUUUCCACUGCUGAUCUCCGGCAAUCUCUAGCUUGUUGUCACUUCUCUUUUGCUUUUGAUCGUUUCAAUGGAAUCCCAGUCGCCUGCUGAUCUUCCACCGGAUAUGAUCUUCGAGAUUUUAACCCGACUAUCUCUGGAAGAUAUCGGGAGAUGCAGGCUUGUUUCGAAGGAUUGGAACCUGACUACGUACGAGUCAACUUUCAUGCAACAGAAUUGUCAAAGAGCAAAAAUAAUAUCCGGGUGUUUCAUACAAAGCUGGUACAACAACGAGCCGUCUCCUCAGUUCGUCUCCAUCAACAACGUCUCGGAUUGCGACCAUAAACUUUCUCUAAGAUUCUUGCCCGGUCCUGUCAAAAUCGAAGCCGCCCCUAAACAAGGUAUUCUGUUAUGCGUGAAUGAUUAUCGAACAAAAAGAUUGAGAAUACCCGAGUAUUAUGUGUGCAAGCCCAGCACCAAAGAAUGGCACCAGAUACCGAAUCCAAAAACUCGGUAUUUUACUAAAAAGAUGGCGAUGUUGGUUCUAAGAUCAAAACCAUUACGCUACAAGAUAGUUCGAUUUUCACAACCAAAGUCUUCGUGCACCUGGUAUAAGUCUAUAUUGUAUAAUUGUUAUCGGUGUGAAAUUUUCGAUUCAGAAACAUGGGCGUGGAAAAGACUGAAAGAUGUGUUGUUGCCUUAUGGCAAGUUCAUUGGAUUUGAUCCUGCUGUGUCUGCAUGUGGUGUGCUUUACUCGCUUAUGCCUGACAAUGAAAUCUUCGCGUUUCAUGAAGAUACAGAGAGUUGGACAACCUUCGAACUGCCUUUCCCUCUGUGCAAGAAAUAUUAUUUCAAGUACAUGAAGCUUGUGGAAUACAGAGGCCGACUUGGGAUGCUUUGCAUGGGAGAGAACUUUAUAAUGCAACUCUGGGUAAUGGAAGACCAUGACAUGAAAAUAUGGAGUAAGAGAGAAACAAUAAGCAUUGAAUCCCUUCGGGAAGUGGAAACCCAUACUAUUCCUGCUGCCAUGGACAGUACUGGUGUUGCACUAAUGCAGGGAUAUUCCGCCCUAGUUUUUUAUGAUGUAAAAACUGGCAGGUCCAUUAAUGUCUGCAAGGUGGGGAUCAAGCCUCUCGAUGCAAUUUUUCCCUUCCAAUCUGAUUUAGAGCCGGUUCAUUUGAAGAAGAAAUCCUUUACAAGGGGUAGUACACUAGUAGUGUGGGAUCAGCUGGCCGGGGCUUGAGAUUUCCGAGAUUUCCC